AUGGGAAGAAGAUACAUGCCACUGGCAGCGGGAAAUCGGAUGCCACUGGAACAAGUAUACGAGCACAGAAGCAGCGUCCAACGUCACAUGAAGUGUCUGAAAUACGCACUCGAAAAUGGAUGUCCAUGGGAAGAAGAUACAUGCCUAGCUUACGCCUUUGAGAGCGGGUGCUACAGGCAAGAAUAUACGUGCAGCCAGGCAACAUUGUACGGUCACCUGGAGUGCCUGAAUUACGCACACGAAAACGGAUGUCCCUGGGACGAAGAUACAUGCCUAGCUUACGCCUUUGAGAACGGGUGCCCCUGGCACGAAUAUACGUGCAGCUCCGCCGCGUUCAACGGCCACCUGGAGUGCCUGACUUACGCCUUUGAAAACGGGUGCUCCUGGCAAGAAUAUACGUGCAGCCACGCCGCAUUGUACGGUCACCUGGAGUGCCUGAAUUAA
Molecule: messenger RNA, 444 nt
Organism: Macrosiphum euphorbiae (potato aphid)
Lineage: Eukaryota; Metazoa; Arthropoda; Insecta; Hemiptera; Aphididae
Source: the annotation of a GenBank genome assembly